AUGAAGGUGACUUGCUGGAUCCUGGCAGGUUUUUACCUGCUUUUCUGCUGCAAAGCAGAAGAGGGACUGAAUUUCCCCACUUACGAUGGGAAAGACCGAGUGAUCGACCUGAACGAGAAGAACUACAAGCAGGCCUUGAAGAAGUACGACAUGCUCUGCCUGCUCUUCCACGAGCCCGUGAGCUCUGACAAGGUCUCCCAGAAGCAGUUCCAGAUGACAGAGAUGGUCCUGGAGCUGGCGGCUCAGGUCCUGGAGCCCAGGAGCAUCGGCUUUGGGAUGGUGGACUCCAAGAAGGAUGCCAAACUUGCCAAAAAGCUAGGCUUGGUUGAAGAGGGAAGUCUCUAUGUCUUUAAGGAGGAGCGGUUGAUUGAAUUUGAUGGGGAACUGGCCACGGAUGUCUUGGUGGAAUUCCUCUUGGAUCUGCUAGAAGACCCUGUGGAGAUCAUAAACAGCAAGCUGGAGCUUCAGGCCUUUGACCAAAUCGAUGAGGAGAUCAAACUCAUUGGCUACUUCAAAGGAGAAGAUUCUGAACAUUACAAGGCAUUCGAAGAAGCUGCUGAACAUUUCCAGCCGUACAUCAAGUUCUUUGCCACCUUCGAUAAAGGGGUUGCCAAGAAGCUAGGUCUGAAGAUGAACGAGGUGGACUUCUAUGAACCUUUUAUGGAUGAGCCUGUUCAUAUCCCUGAUAAGCCUUACACAGAAGAGGAGCUGGUUGAAUUUGUGAAGGAGCACAAAAGGGCCACCUUGAGGAAACUGCGCCCAGAGGACAUGUUUGAGACAUGGGAGGAUGACAUGGAGGGAAUCCACAUUGUGGCCUUUGCCGAAGAAGACGACCCAGAUGGUUUUGAGUUCCUGGAAAUCCUGAAGCAGGUUGCCAGGGACAACACCGACAAUCCCGACCUGAGCAUUGUCUGGAUUGACCCCGACGACUUUCCUCUGCUCAUCACUUACUGGGAGAAGACCUUCAAGAUCGACCUGUUCAGACCACAGAUCGGGGUGGUGAACGUCACAGAUGCUGACAGCAUCUGGAUGGAGAUCAGAGAUGACGAUGACCUGCCCACGGCUGAGGAGCUGGAGGACUGGAUAGAGGACGUGCUUUCUGGGAAGAUAAAUACCGAAGAUGAUGAUGACGAUGAUGACGACGACGAUGAUGACGAUGAUGAUGAUGAUGACGAUGAUGAUGACGAUGAUGAUGACGACGACGACGACGACUAA
This is a messenger RNA of Egretta garzetta (little egret), 1215 nucleotides long. RefSeq names its product calsequestrin 2 (gene CASQ2). NCBI's taxonomy places the organism in Eukaryota, Metazoa, Chordata, Aves, Pelecaniformes, Ardeidae. Gene Ontology annotation, biological process: regulation of cardiac muscle contraction by regulation of the release of sequestered calcium ion. Gene Ontology annotation, cellular component: sarcoplasmic reticulum lumen. The transcript is spliced from 11 exons. The record is from RefSeq and is a predicted model, not a curated record. The coding region runs from base 1 to 1215 and encodes 404 amino acids. Gene Ontology annotation, molecular function: calcium ion binding.